CCCUAUGCUGUGUAAAUAAAAACCUAAGGCUUAUUAGUUUGCUCAGAUGGUCACCAAAUAGUUCCUUGUGUUCUAGAAAAAGAGCCUAGAAAUCUUUCUAAGCUUGUGUUGUUAGAAGCAUCGUGGUUUGUGUUUUGAUUCUAAAUUUAAAAUAGAAGUCUAGUUGUGCAGGAAUUGAAGGUUAUGUUGUGUGCAAACUGGGUGCACCUUUGAAGGUGCUGAUUGGUGCACUUGGAAAGACAAGGGGAGAGAACCAAAUGUUUCCAUUUUUCUUUUGGCAAUACCAUCUUUAAGAAUUAGAAAGUCGGUAUUAGUGAGGACUAAUCUGUGAUUUGGGCCUUCAGUGUAAAACUGGUGAAUGGUUUCUGAAGUGGUGACUGGUGUGUGUUUGCUUGCCAAGGCCUCACAGGACGGAGCUGUACGAGGCCCCCCCGUCGGGGUGCUGGCCCAUCGUGUAUUCCCCAGACUACAACAUCACCUUCAUGGGACUUGAGAAGCUGCAUCCCUUUGAUGCGGGGAAAUGGGGGAAAGUCAUCAAUUUCUUGAAAGAAGAAAAACUAAUUGCAGAUGACUUGAUUGUGCAGGCACGGGAGGCGACUGAUGAAGAUCUCCUGGUUGUUCACACCAGGCGCUACCUUAAUAAAUUAAAGUGGUCAUUUGUUGUGGCUACAAUCACUGAAAUUCCACCAGUUGCCUUUCUUCCCAAUUUUGUUGUUCAGAGAAAAGUUCUGAAACCUCUACGAACCCAGACAGGAGGAACAAUAAUGGCAGGGAAACUUGCUGUGGAUAGAGGCUGGGCCAUCAACGUGGGAGGUGGUUUCCAUCACUGCUCCAGUGAUAAAGGGGGAGGAUUUUGUGCAUAUGCUGACAUCACACUGGCCAUCAAGUUCCUAUUUGAGAGAGUACAAGGAGUGUCUAGAGCCACAAUUAUUGAUCUGGAUGCCCAUCAGGGAAAUGGCCAUGAGAGGGACUUUAUGGAUGAUCCUCGGGUUUAUAUUAUGGAUGCAUACAAUAGAUAUAUUUACCCAGGGGAUGGUUUUGCUAAACGUGCCAUAAAACGCAAAGUGGAACUGGAGUGGGGCACGGAGGACACUGAGUACCUGCAGAAGGUGCACACCCACGUGGAAGGAGCCCUGAAUGAAUUCAAGCCUGACAUCGUUGUUUACAAUGCUGGCACUGACAUUCUGGAUGGGGAUCCCCUGGGAGGCCUGGCCAUUUCCCCCCAGGGCAUUGUGAAGAGGGACGAGGUGGUGUUCAGGGCUGCCCGGAGCCGCGGGGUCCCCGUGCUGAUGGUGACGUCCGGGGGAUACCAGAAGAGAACAGCACGGAUCAUCGCUGACUCCAUCCUCAACCUGCACAGCCUGGGGCUCCUGGGCAGGGAGCAGGCAGCCUGUGUGCUUGAGAGUCCCAGCCUGGAUCACAUGGUCAGAGACUCUGCCAAGGACUUCAGCAACUUGUCCCUGCAGUGACAGGUCACUGGAUGUUAGUCACAUAACCCAGAGGCAAUACAGAGUAACUCUGAAUUUAUCUUGAGCUAAGACAACACAUCCUUUUAAGCUAAUUGAGAUAUGCACUCAAGGGUACUGUCUUUGUGUCUAAUAUUGCUGUAGAAAGCUUAAUUUGCUUCUCUGUUUGGGAUGAGGGGUCAGUUAUGUUGGAAGAACUAUGCAGUUGGUAUCCAAAGACUGUCCCAGACCUGUUUCGCAUGGUGCAGCAUGGUCUGAGGUGGGAGGAGCAUGGACUAAAGCUACUGUUAAGUGGGCUUUUUUAAUACUGCAUUUUAUUUAUUGCUUUUAAAACUGAAAUACUGUUAUAAAACAAGUUCUGGGCAGACUUCAACUGUCAGUUUAACACUAAAGGGAAGUGCAAUACUCUAAAAGCCAGGGCAGUUUGUUUAUGGCUUUGAAGCCAUAGGCAGUUAGAAGGAAUGUUUGUAAAUUCAUAGUUUAUUCCUGUUUUUGCUGGUGACUGAAGUCUUGCUCAUAAACACCUUGUGAAAUGGGAUAUGAAACACCUUUGGCUCCAUAUGCAAAUGAGCCAUAAGGGCUCACCAUGACCAGUCUGGUGUUCCAGGUGAGUUCUGCAUGUGACAGGCAGCAGUUCCUGUGCACUGCAACUCACAGACAGAGAAAGUACAGUUCAGUGAAAGCUGAUCUAGCAGUUCUCAGCAGCCCUGCAGGAAAAACUAUGUAGAAAUAUAGGCUGUCUUCUUAUUGCCAGCUUGCCGUGUACAAAACAGUGAGGAGUACAUUUAAAUACUUUUUCCCCAGUUCCUGCUGUGCUUUUCACUUGCUCAGAGAUCAAUGGUACUUCUAGUUGCAGUCAUAGUUGGGAAGCAAGUCCUUCGUUAUUCUUGUUCCUCAAGGAAUGCAGUUGCAUUUCUACACUAAGAUAAUGUGCUAACUUUGUAUGGAGCUUUUAGGAGGAUUUGGGAACAAAAUAGUGUAUUCAAGACAAAUUCAGUUGCACUACCUGGGAAGUUUGGCUUGGUUCAAACUGGUAUAUUUUGCAUUAGGUAAUUUUUGUAGCAGGGGGUUGUAGAUGUACUAAACUGUAUCUUUUGCAAGAGCUUUUAGAACUCUCACUGAUUCGUAUUGCAAGUUUUACCUUGUGUUUAGGUUGGAGCCGUCCUGUCAGGGAGCACCAGGAUUUUCCUUGUAGUAGAGUUGUUGUGUAAGCAAUUUUAGGAAAGUUUAAUUUUAAUACUUACCGAAUUUAGUGUUCAUGUUUACAUCAUGGAAUUUGUCCAUUGUAGGAAUUGCAUAACUGCUAUAAAUACCUGCUUUAACCAGAUCUGACCUACUGCACUAAGCUUGAGUUGCUACACUGAGAUUAAAGAGCACUUUUAAAUUUCUUACUAGAAGGACCAUCAGAGUACGACUAAUGUUGAGAUUUAUUUUUUCUAUACUAUCUGACGUUACUGGAAGAUGUUGUUAUUCUUUCAUAUAAUUUUUAUAAAAUUCUAGAUUACAUUUCUAUGAACUAAACCUUCAUCAUAGAACCAUAUGGUCUUCCCCCAAACAUUUGUUGUUUGUGUUAACGUGUUUCUAUAAUUUUCCCUCAGUGGAGAUUAAAAUGAUGUUGAACAAUGCU
Messenger RNA from Sturnus vulgaris (Common starling), 3093 nucleotides. It is a transcript of the gene HDAC11, whose product is annotated as histone deacetylase 11. Gene Ontology annotation, molecular function: histone deacetylase activity. The record is from RefSeq and is a predicted model, not a curated record. Gene Ontology annotation, biological process: epigenetic regulation of gene expression. Gene Ontology annotation, cellular component: histone deacetylase complex. Lineage: Eukaryota; Metazoa; Chordata; Aves; Passeriformes; Sturnidae.